Vespa mandarinia (Asian giant hornet) is the source of this 3747-nucleotide messenger RNA. Its product is annotated as organic cation transporter protein. Gene Ontology annotation, cellular component: membrane. Gene Ontology annotation, biological process: transmembrane transport. The record is from RefSeq and is a predicted model, not a curated record. NCBI's taxonomy places the organism in Eukaryota, Metazoa, Arthropoda, Insecta, Hymenoptera, Vespidae. Gene Ontology annotation, molecular function: transmembrane transporter activity.
AUUGGAAUGCAGUACUAAAUUCGUUCACCAGAGUGCUCAAAAGCUCCGAAGCUUCGAAAGCUGUCUGAAAGAGUGUCUGCAGAACGAUGUCGAGCUUUUAACCGUUCGCCUUUCGUCUUCUUCUUCUUUAAUUUCAACUUCAUUUUCUUAUUUCUUACGUAACACAAUCACACAAAUCCAACGUGACAUUUAAGACAUCCAAACAUAAUUCUUUCUUUCGCGAAGAUUCAAAAACAGUUCCAGUUAAUCUCGAAUUAUCGAGCAAUGACCGAUAUAGAGGCAGCAUGCACUCACUCUCCAUAACUAUAUCGAGCAACAUAAUCAUUGAAUACACUCGUGCACCUGCCGUCCCUCCCCGUCGAACGCAAGUUAUCUGACAGCAAUCAUCUCGUCGUUUAGAACGUUUUAUGCUGACGAAACUGACAGCAGGCACGUGUGUCAUCAAGUUGAAAAGAGUCAUCGUUUAAGAGCACAAUUACUGAUGUCUAAUGUCAAGGUCGAAUUUUGAAAGAUGUUAAUAAUCAAAGAGAAGUCGACCGUUCGAGUUAUUUAAGACGACUAGCGUUUUUGCGGUUCGUCUAUCAAAUCUCUCUGAUCACGUAUACGCAUGUAGGUUCAAAUAUGAUACAUAUGCAUGAAUACGCUCACAUUGAUAAACGAAAUUAUCAUUGCCUAGUCAAUUACUGAAUGGAACAAUAGAGAAAUAUGUAUAACUACUAGCCAGUUCUUCGCAAUAUGGACAGAAAGAAAAGAACUGAGGAAGAAAGAGGUCAGCAAAUGACUUGUAUACGUCACAUUUUCCACUUCUCUACAACAUAAGUUCAUUGACAUUUAAAGCCAGUUUUGCUGCAGACUCUUGAGAAAUAUGUACAUCAGUAAAUGUACGUCCGCUCUUCCACGGAGUAACGGAUCGGAGUAAACUUUGCUCGAGACUCGCUGUUACCAUUGGAGUUACUACCGAUAUAUUACGAAUUGAAUGUUCUUAACAUUCUUUUACCAAGGAUUUGAUUAUCGUACUUUUUUACUAUAAUGACUACGUUUGUUUUAUCGUUCCCAAUAUUUCGAAUGGAAGUACUCACUAAAUACGACGUAAAGUAAUCUACUUUACGUAUUGCAAGGACGGCGAGCUUUUCUGUAUUAAAAAAAGAAAAAGAUAUCUUGACAGAGUCUUUAGUUCGUCAAGCCCGUCAGUUGUACGGUAACGGUAGAACAAGACGGUUUCGAAACGUUUCUCUAGAAUCGAUUCGCUUACUAUCGAUUAUACUUUCAACGAGAUGGCGAGUGUCGAUAAUGAUUUGGAGGAGCUUAUGGGGCAUCUCGGAGAAUUUGGGAGAUAUCAAUUCUGGCAAUUCUCUUUACACAUCGUUGGAGCUUUGACUGCUGGUUUACAUAUGUUAACUUUAUUGACUGUUGCUGCAGUACCUGCUCACAAAUGCGUUAUACCAGCCAUCAAAUCCACUCUCAUAGAUACAUUAAACGAUUCGUUGGUUGUAGCGAACAUAAAUAACACGAUCAUUAUAUCAGAGCCAUUGGACACUUGUAAUUAUCUGGACGAAUUUAACGUAACAAAGAAGUGCGAAUUUUGGACAUAUGACACGGAAUAUUUCAAAUCGUCACGUGGUAUGGAGUGGAAUUUUGUUUGUUCGCGUAGAUGGAUGGGUGCAAUGGCACAGUCGGCAUAUAUGUUCGGUGUGUUUGUUGGUGCUGUAACCUUGGGUAGUCUCGCCGAUAAAUACGGAAGGAAGAUAAUCUUCUACGUCUCCGCGGUAUUGCAACUGAUACUCGGUACCAUGGUCGCUUUGGUCAACGAGUAUUACACUUUCCUUCUCGUGAGAUUCCUCUACGGUAUCUUUGGCUCAGCUGGCUCUUAUAUAACCGGAUUUGUACUGACGAUGGAACUGGUGGGCGCCUCAAAGAGGACUAUCUGCGGCAUAAUGUUCCAAUUCGCUUUCGCAACUGGUUUUAUGUUAGUCGCUGUUUGGGGUGCUCUGAUUAAGGAUCGAACCUGGUUACAAAUAAUUUACGGACUACACAGUGCACUAAUGCUAGGACACUGGUGGCUCAUGGACGAAUCCCCAAGAUGGUUAUGGGCUCAAGGCCGAGCUAAGGAGGCCGUAGAAAUCGUGAAGAGAGCCUUAAAGAUGAACGGGAAUAACGUGAACUUGAAGAGCGGAAAAUUUCUUGCAACUUCGAAGAUAAAGCAUAACUCCGAAGAAGAUAAAACUCAUAACGGAUUUGAUUUAUUGAAAACUCCAAAUCUUCGAAAGAAAACCUUGAACGUAUGCCUCAACUGGUUCGCCAAUUCGAUUGUUUAUUACGGCUUAUCUUUGAAUUCUGGAAAUCUUGUAGGCAAUCCUUAUUUAAUGCUCUUCUUGAGCGGCCUUGUCGAGCUGCCAUCGUAUGUUAUGCUAAUAUUUCUGAUGGAUCGUACUGGUAGAAGGUGUCUCGUCAGUACAUUCAUGUUAGUCGGCGGCCUUUGCUGUAUAUGUGCAGCUUUCGUCCCAAAGGAGGACAAUAUUGGAGCGACAGUGACAGCUGUUAUAGUAUUGUUCGGUAAGGCCUGUAUCGCGGCAUCCUUCGCAGUGAUCUACAAUUACACGGCCGAACUAUUUCCCACGGUAGUGAGGAACACGGCCCUUGGUAUUGGCUCCAUGUGCGCUCGUCUCAGCGGUGCCCUAACGCCAUUGAUCAUGCUCUUAGAUUUUCUAGAUCCGAAAGUACCAGCCACGUUGUUUGGUUUGGUAGCCUUGGCCUCUGGCUUCCUAGCUCUUUAUUUACCAGAAACCGUAAAUCAACCGAUGCCAGAGACAAUCGAGGACGGUGAGAACUUCGGUAAACACGACACGUGCUUCACCACCUGCCUUGGCGAUAGAAAGCACCAUUAUGUCGACACUUACGAAGUCACUCUUGAUCAAAUGACCGAUAAAGAGGAAAAAGACAAAUUAAAUGAAACUUAAUGUUGAACUGCAUUUAUAUAAAUUCUAUUCAACGCAUUUAAGUUUUCUUAUCAUCGUUUCUUUUCUCACGAAAAAUGAAUCUUGCGAUAAGGCAUCAUAAACUCGUCAUGCCAUUCUCAUAAAAUCAUGUUAGCUUAAGAGUAAUAAUUCGAAACUUUGAUCGGAAUCAUGUCGUAUAAAGAAACACUUUCUCUCAUUCAUCUCAUAACAUCUUAAUUGGAAUUUAAUGGACGUAUAUUGAUUACUUUGUUUGAUAAAAUCAUUUGGAUUUUAUAUUACAUCGUUCUACAAUGCGUAUAUGAUACGUGUGAAUGAACGCGUAUAUAGCAUGGUCUUUUUAAGAUAAUCAAUGAGAAUAACUAAAGUGCCUUUUAUCUAAUGACAAUCCAAAUUCGUUUUUAUUACGAUUAUAAUAACGUUGUAACCGUCCUUUUUCUUUUCAUAUAAAUCAAAUAAAAUAUGAACAAAAAAAGGAGGGGUUAUCAUUGAAAUUAUGUUCGACGAUGCGACUUGCGAAAAACCGGUUUGGUUGGUUUUCGAAUAUUCAAAUUGGGACCACUAUUGUUGUUGUUUUCGCAUAAUUAAUUUUUAGCGCAAUUCUAAUGACACAUAGCGAUCUAUAAAUAUAUCUGUACACAUACAUACAUAAUAUAUAUACAUAUACAUUUAAUAUAUUUUUAUUAUCAAUAUAUAUGGGAGCAUGUCAAUUUCUCAAGAUAGAUUUUUAACAAAUUAUAUAUAAUAACAAUCAAUCAAGAUCGACUUUUAAUAAAUUACGAAGCAUGCGAAU